This is a messenger RNA of Puma concolor (puma), 1629 nucleotides long. The record is from RefSeq and is a predicted model, not a curated record. NCBI's taxonomy places the organism in Eukaryota, Metazoa, Chordata, Mammalia, Carnivora, Felidae.
GAGUGGGUGCGCAGGCGGCUUCCGGUGUGGGUGACGAGUGGUGGCCGAAGCAGGGGGACAUCAAGGGACGUUCAGGCCGGGACCAUGGCGGACGGCGGCUCAGAGCGGGCUGAUGGGCGCAUCGUCAAGAUGGAGGUGGACUACAGCGCCACGGUGGAUCAGCGACUGCCAGAGUGCGAGAAGCUGGCCAAGGAAGGAAGACUUCAAGAAGUCAUUGAAACCCUUCUCUCUUUGGAGAAACAGACCCGCACCGCUUCUGAUAUGGUGUCUACAUCCCGUAUCCUAGUUGCAGUGGUGAAGAUGUGCUAUGAGGCUGAAGAAUGGGAUUUACUUAAUGAAAAUAUUAUGCUUUUGUCAAAAAGACGGAGCCAGUUAAAGCAAGCUGUUGCAAAAAUGGUUCAACAGUGCUGUACUUACGUCGAGGAAAUCACAGACCUUCCGAUCAAGCUUCGAUUAAUUGAUACUCUGCGAAUGGUUACAGAAGGCAAGAUUUAUGUUGAAAUUGAGCGUGCUCGACUGACUAAAACAUUAGCAACCAUAAAAGAACAAAAUGGUGAUGUGAAAGAGGCAGCCUCCAUUUUACAAGAGUUACAGGUGGAAACCUACGGAUCAAUGGAAAAGAAAGAGCGAGUGGAGUUUAUUUUGGAGCAGAUGAGGCUCUGUCUAGCUGUGAAGGAUUACAUUCGUACACAAAUCAUCAGCAAGAAAAUUAACACCAAAUUUUUCCAGGAAGAAAAUACAGAGAAAUUAAAGUUGAAAUAUUAUAACUUAAUGAUUCAGCUGGAUCAACAUGAGGGGUCCUAUUUGUCUAUUUGUAAGCACUACAGAGCAAUAUAUGAUACUCCCUGUAUACAGGCAGAAAGUGAAAAGUGGCAACAGGCUCUGAAAAGUGUUGUCCUCUAUGUGAUCUUGGCUCCUUUUGACAAUGAACAGUCAGAUUUGGUUCACCGAAUAAGUGGCGACAAGAAGUUAGAAGAAAUUCCUAAAUACAAGGAUCUUUUAAAGCUUUUUACCACAAUGGAGCUGAUGCGCUGGUCCACGCUUGUUGAAGACUAUGGACUGGAAUUAAGGAAAGGGUCUCCCGAGAGUCCGGCAACUGAUGUGUUUGGUUCUACGGAGGAAGGUGAAAGAAGGUGGAAAGACCUGAAGAACAGAGUCGUUGAACAUAAUAUUAGAAUAAUGGCCAAGUAUUACACGAGGAUAACAAUGACAAGGAUGGCCCAGCUUCUCGAUCUGUCUGUUGAUCUGCAGGCUGGUGUUAGCGACGUGGUCCCGAUGUGGCUGAGCAGGCCCGAGGGAUGGUUCGGAUGGAAGCAGGGGCAGAGUGGGGCCCGAACACAACCAGCAGCCCCGGAACGUAGGCCACACUCUCUGGAGCCUCAGGACGUGGAUAUCCGAGGACCAGGCAGAGGGGAGCCCUUCGGGGAGAGGGUGAUGUCAGGAUCCCGCCACAUGCCUACCCUCAGUCCCAAGGAAGGUGUGAAUCAAGCCUUGACCUUUUCAUCUUCUAUAGAACAGGGUCCUGUGACAGGAAGGGCUGUGGGGGAGGCUGCCGUUGGGCUGGAGCACCAGAAUAGUCCGGCCUGUUGGAGAAGCAGCAAGCAGGCCAGCAUGGGAGCCCGGGAGUGA